ACAACGGCACUACUGGAUUCUGGAGCAUUCUCUUGCUAUAUUGAUCAAAGAUUCGCAGAGAAACAUGGGUUUAAGAUGAUACCACUAAACCAUGAAAUAAGAAUCCUCAAUGCAGACGCCAGCCCCAACAAGGGUGAUGCAAGUUUGCUCGUCACAAACCUCAGAUGCAUGUCAAUGAUCCUUGGCAUGAAGUUCUUACAAGAACAUAACCCCCGAGUUGACUGGGAACAUAGAGAGGUCACGUUCUCAAGAUGC
Laetiporus sulphureus 93-53 is the source of this 255-nucleotide messenger RNA. RefSeq lists its product as uncharacterized. Lineage: Eukaryota; Fungi; Basidiomycota; Agaricomycetes; Polyporales; Laetiporaceae. The record is from RefSeq and is a predicted model, not a curated record. The annotation marks the transcript as partial. The transcript is spliced from 2 exons.